Messenger RNA from Chilo suppressalis (striped riceborer), 1648 nucleotides. Lineage: Eukaryota; Metazoa; Arthropoda; Insecta; Lepidoptera; Crambidae. The record is from the annotation of a GenBank genome assembly.
AAGGUGAGAAAAUAAAGCCACACCCCACGUAUUUACUGGUGCUUCGGCUUCGCUGGCUCCGCCCUUUUGACUCCUGAUUGCUUGUGCUGACUCCUCCCAAGAAGUCUUAAGCCACACCUCGCCGCUUGCGCAUUCUCUGCGACAGCCAAUCUGCGUCUAAGCACCACCCAAGCCGAUAUACGCAUUGCUUGUGCUUUCUGCUCGCCUGGUACGGAUUGCGCACUCUCCGUGACUGCCUUUUUGGAGUCAGGCUGUGCCGCAGACACACAUUUACACACUUCAUAAGCACUGCUCGCCUGGUACCGAUUGCGCACUCAGUAAUUUUGCAGUAGAAUUCCUAAGUAGCUGUUUGCGCAUUCCUCACGCUCGCUGCUCGCCUAGUACCGUGGUUCACUCAAAUGAUACACUCUACACUGAAUAGAGCUAUGUCGGACCCGGAUAUGUCUAUCUGUGUAUCGGAAGAAAAUGUUUCGCCGCUGAAUGCUGUUUUCGAUCGCCGGCGCAGACCUGUACAGGGAUCGCCGUCACAAUGGGACGCUUUUAAAAUGGAGAUGAGGCAACUUAUAACUACCUUCAUAACUUCGCAGAGGGAGGAGUUGACUCAACUUAACUCAACAAUGAAAGAAAUACAAGACACAAAUAAAAACAUAGAGUUGUCUCUGACGUAUGUAACUGCUCAGAACGAAGAACUAAAGCAGAAAAUUAAUAAACUGGAAGAAUUUUCUAGGGAAGACAGGGAAUGCUUGAUAUUUUUGGAAGAUAAACUUGACGAUUUACAGCUUGCGUAUCGUAAGACUAAUUUUGAAAUCAAGGGAGUACCUAGACAAGAGUCUGAGACAAAACAAGAUUUAAUUGAAAUGGUAGUUACGCUGUCGGAGUCUGUAAACUGCAAAAUCAGUAAAUCAGAUAUUAAGGACAUUUAUAGAGUUAGGGGUAAAAAGCCGGAGCAGAAAAAUACUCCGAUUGUAGUGGAAACUGGUUCGGUCUUGUUGAAAACCGAUCUCCUGAAAAUGGCUAAAACCUUCAAUAUAAGGAAUAAAACCAAAUUAUGUGCAAAGCAUUUAGGGCUGAAGACGCAAGAAGAUACACCGAUUUUUGUCUCAGAGAAUUUAACGCCAAAAACUUCACGCCUUCACUUCUUGGCUCGUGACUUGGCCAAGUCCAAAGGAUACAAAUUUGUGUGGACUUCCUAUGGUAAAAUUUAUAUAAGAAGAAGUGAGCAGUCGCCGAUCAUUAUGAUAAAAACUGAACAACAGAUAAAAAUCCGUCAUGUGUCUCGGAUACCGCUCGAAUCUGGAGUCGCAGCAACCGAUACAACAUUGCCUUCUCAUCGAUCUCAUCCUGAACCAUUACUGGACUUCAAAGUUAGCUCGCACUAUGAAGAAUUACAAAACUCUGAAACAUUGGAUAUUUCUUUAAAUGACUACCUAAGUAGUUUAUAGACUUAUUGGUAAAACUGCUAGGUAGGGAAGUAUACCCACCCCGUGAGCAGUAGCGGCGUUAAGGGGGGCAGGGGGCGCGGCAACCUUCUCUCUCUUCGUGUGAAGAGAUGGCGCUGCCUUGCAACUUAAGAAAGGCUAGCAAGAAUUCGACACGGCCAUAAGGGCCGCGGUAGCAUAAUGGCCAGUGCAUUCGCCCGGAUAGCGAA